AUGCCGGGAAACUCUGACCCAAAUACUAUCCGCAUCCUCGUCUCGACAGACAACCAUGUCGGGUUCGAGGAGAGGGAUCCCAUCCGAAAGGAUGACAGCUGGAAGACUUUUGACGAAAUCAUGAACCUCGCUAGGACUGAGGACGUGGAUAUGGUUCUGCUAGGCGGUGAUCUCUUCCACGACAACAAGCCCUCCCGGAAGUCCAUGUACCAGGUCAUGCGAAGCCUUCGACAGAAUUGCCUGGGCAUGAAGCCGUGCGAGCUCGAAUUUCUCAGCGACGCUGCCGAGAUUUUCGAAGGCGCCUUUGGCCACGUGAACUACGAAGAUCCCGACAUCAAUAUAGCUAUACCUGUGUUCUCUAUCCAUGGGAACCAUGACGACCCCAGCGGCGACGGUCAUUACUGCUCCCUGGAUCUUCUCCAGGUUGCCGGUCUCGUCAACUACUUUGGGCGGGUCCCGGAAGCAGACAAUAUCAAAGUCAAGCCAUUGCUGCUCCAGAAGGGUGGGACGAAGCUGGCUCUCUUUGGCAUGGGCAACGUUCGGGACGAGCGCAUGUUUCGUACCUUUCGGGAUCACAAAGUGUCCUUCUACCGCCCCAAUCAGCAGGCCGACAAUUUCUUCAACCUUAUGGUCGUCCACCAAAACCACCAUGCCCACACGGCCACCAGCUACCUUCCGGAAAACUUCCUCCCGGAUUGGCUUGAUCUUGUGAUGUGGGGCCACGAGCACGAAUGUCUCAUAGAUCCCACGAAGAACCCUGAAACGGGAUUCCAUGUCAUGCAGCCUGGCUCGUCUGUUGCUACGUCGCUAAUUCCUGGAGAAGCAGUGACAAAGCACGUUGCCAUUCUGACAAUAACUGGGAAAGAGUUUGCUGUACAAAAGAUACCACUAAAGACAGUGCGUCCCUUUGUAACUCGCGAACUCAUCUUGGCCAACGAGAAAAAGUUCAAGGAUCUGGCAAAAAAGAAAGAUAAUCGUGCAGAAUUGACAAGGCGCUUGAUGGCUGUUGUUGAGGAGAUGAUCGAGGAAGCAAAUGCCGAGUAUUUCGCUCUUCACGAUAGGGAUGAGACAGAAGAGGAUCCACCGCUGCCAUUGAUCCGGCUGAAGAUCGAGUAUACCGCUCCCGAGGGUGGCAACUUUGACUGCGAGAACCCUCAGCGAUUUUCAAAUCGCUUUGCUGGCAAGGUCGCUAAUGUCAACGAUGUUGUCUACUUCCACAGAAAGAAGACAGGAGUAUCUGGACGAAACAAGACUGAUCUCACACUUCCCGAGAUAAACGGCGCUGAGGAAGGAGCUGAUUUCAAUGCAAUCAAAGUUGAAGCGCUUGUUCAGGAAUACCUAGCGGCGCAGUCGCUUAAAAUCCUUCCUCAGGGCGAAUUUGGCGACGCAGUGAACCAAUUUGUCAACAAGGACGACAAGCAUGCCAUGGACACGUUCGUCAGCGGAUCUCUCGCCAACCAGCUUAGAGACCUGCUGGCAUUGGGUGCCGAGGACGACGAUCUUGACGGAGCCAUGCAGAAAAUACGAGACGAGCGGGAACGGCAGUUCCAGGCCGGCCUAGUAAAAAAUGGACCUAAGCGGCAAUACAAGCCGAGGCCUGACGAUUGGGACUCUGACAUGGAAGGCCACUGGGAAAACAAUACCGACGCACUUAUCUCAAGUGCUGCCAGUGUACCACAAUCGGCAGCUUCGCGGCAAGGUGGUAAUACCGGAGCGCAACCUAGCACAAAUCAGAACGACGAAGAUUCGUCUAUGGACGAUUUCGACAGCGUACAACCUGUAGCCAAGUCGACGGCAGCUAGGAGAACCGCUGCCACGCGGACCACCAAGGCUGUAGCACCACGGCAACCGGCGGCAGCGAAGAGAACAUCUGCUCCAAAACGAGCUGCUGGCAGGAAGAAGGGGCCAUUUGAAGAUUCAGACGAUUCAAACGAAGACGAAGUUACAAUAGAAGAUGAGGCACAGGACAAUGAACAGUCGCAGACAGCACGUCGUUCUCGUGCUGCGCCAGCUCGGCCGGCAGGCCGCAUGCGCCAAACAACCCUGCAGCUCUCCCAACCAGCACCGAGACAGCAGCGGCCGUCGCGGAAGACGACACAACAGACGCAGCAGUCGCUGGAGCUGAGCGAUGAUGAAAUAUCCGACGACGAUGACUUUGAGCCGGCACCGACUACAAGGGACACCAUGGGGGUGAUCCGCAAAAAGACGGCCGUCCGCGGUGGUGAGGGUGGAGUGAACAAUGCGCACCAACCGGCGACACAUCCGUACCGGGUGAUCGAGCAGAACUCGUUUCCUAUAUUCGACAAGGAAUGGGGUGCUGACGAGGAGCUUCUGCUAAUCGAGGGUGCCGAGAUUUACGGGCUCGGCUCGUGGGCAGAUAUUGCAGACCACAUUGGAGGCUACCGGCACAAGGACGAAGUGCGAGACCACUAUCUUCAGGCAUACGUCGAGUCGUCAAAAUUUCCGCUUCCGGAACGAUGCAGUCCGCAGGACAUGCAACUGGCCAAUGAAGUGCCUAGGGAAGAAUUUCAAGCCAGGAAGAAGCGGCGGAUUGAAGAGAGACGGGAAGCAGCUAAGAACACACCAGCUCUGCAACCAAAGACGAAGCCAACGGCGUCAGUGCCAUCAUGCCACGAGAUACAAGGGUACAUGCCGGGACGGCUGGAGUUUGAGACGGAAUACGCCAACGAAGCGGAAGAGGCCGUGCAGUUGAUGCAAUUCGACCCCGGCGACGGCAUUAAUUCAAGGACGGGCGAGCUGGAACCGGAAAUGGACCUGAAGCUGACAGUCAUGAGGAUCUAUAAUUGCCGGCUUACGCAGCGGGUGGAGCGCAAGAAGGUUAUCUUCGAGCACAACUUGCUGGACUAUCGAGAGAACAACAAGCUGGAGAAAAAGCGGACGAAGGAUGAGCGCGAGCUGGUAAACAAGGCGAAGCCGUUUGCGCGAAUGAUGAAUCAUGACGACUUCAAAAAGUUCAGCGAGGGUCUCACGUACGAGCUGUUUCUGCGACAGGCCAUUUCGCAGUUGCAAGAGUGGCGCAGUGUGCGGAUCGGCGAUCUCGAGAGCGGGCUCAAGUACGAGCUCGAGAAGACGCAGCGGCUGCAGAAGGCGAUACCGCUGGGCAGCAUGGACCGCGAGCGGCUGGCGACAGCGCAGCGGAAUAAGCAGCCGCCAGCACCAGAGCCGCCAAGCGGAGCGGCGCGACUGCUGGCGCCCGAUCUCAAGGGCCUGGGUGCGGACCUCGAAGGCGGCGCGGCGGCGAUGGCGGCAGCAGCUGUCAACGACGAUGCCGUGGCCAACGGAGACGUCAAGCCAGUAAUCAAUGGAAAUGGAUACGCUGAUGCGGCCUCUGUUACUUCCAACGGCAUCGGGACGCCGAACGGCUUCGGCAACGGCACGGGAUCGGGCAGUCUUGCCAACGGAUCCAGCUUCAUUAAUGGCAGCGGCAUUGGCGUCAAGAAGGAGAAGAUCGUGCCACAACCGAUCGCGGGCGUGCAGCCGUUGACGCUGACGCAGGACAAUGCGGCAGACUUGCAGCUGCUGACACCAGAAGAGGUGGAGCUGUGCCAGGUGACGCGGAUUCAGCCCAAGCCGUACCUGAUGAUUAAGGAGCAGAUCCUUAAGGAGGCGCUCAAGGGCAACGGCAUGUUGCGUAAGAAGCAAGCCAAAGAGAUUUGCAAGCUGGACUCCCAAAAGGGGUCACGCAUCUUUGAAUUCUUUGUCAAUUCUGGAUGGAUUGGGAAGGCGUAG
Messenger RNA from Grosmannia clavigera kw1407, 3750 nucleotides. Its product is annotated as meiotic recombination protein mre11. Gene Ontology annotation, cellular component: Mre11 complex; nucleus. Gene Ontology annotation, biological process: mitotic intra-S DNA damage checkpoint signaling; mitochondrial double-strand break repair via homologous recombination; meiotic DNA double-strand break formation. NCBI's taxonomy places the organism in Eukaryota, Fungi, Ascomycota, Sordariomycetes, Ophiostomatales, Ophiostomataceae. The record is from RefSeq and is a predicted model, not a curated record. Gene Ontology annotation, molecular function: 3'-5'-DNA exonuclease activity; manganese ion binding; protein binding. Bases 1 to 3750 code for a protein of 1249 amino acids. The transcript has 6 exons.